Messenger RNA from Balearica regulorum gibbericeps (East African grey crowned-crane), 861 nucleotides. The record is from RefSeq and is a predicted model, not a curated record. NCBI's taxonomy places the organism in Eukaryota, Metazoa, Chordata, Aves, Gruiformes, Gruidae.
AUGGGGGGAUUUGGCAGGCAAGGGUACCAAGAGGUGCCUUUUGCUGGCACAGCCCAGCUCCCAGGUCUGCCAGCCCGGGGCCGGCGGCCCCCGCACCCCCCUACCCUGCACAUGGUCAUUGAGGCGCUGCGGGCCCAGGACCAGAGGAAGGGCGUCUCUGUUAUUGCCAUCAAGAGGUUCAUCCUGGCCAAGUACCCUGCUGUGGAUCCCAUCCGCCUCAAAUACCUGCUGAAGCAGGCGCUGCACAAGGGGCUGAGCCGUUGUGGGGACCUGGUGCGGCCCCACAACUCCUCUGCCACGGGGGCCACUGGCCGCUUCAAGUUAGCCCCAGAGAAGCUGCGGCACAAGCUGGGCCGGGCAGAUCCUGAUGGAGGGCAGGCACCGAAGCUGGGACCAAAAGGGACCACCAAGCCCCCCCGGGUCCCCCCGGCGGGUGUGCGACAGCGAGGUGCUGCGGAGGAGAAGCCGACAACAGCGAAGCAGAAGCCAAGGGCAAAGCCCGUGGAUGCCCGGCUGCCAGCAGCAGUGAAGCCCAGGAACGAUGGAGCGAAGCCCCCACGAGCUGCUGGCCGCCCCCGGGCCCCUGGCAAAGGGCGUUCAGGGUCCUCCACGGCACCGGCUGCUGAGGAUGCAGGAGGGGGCGAUGGUGACAACCCUGUGGGUGCUGGGGCAAAGGGACCCCGAAAGGCCCCCAUGGGAAAGAGCAAGGGGAAGGCGCCCAAGGGGGCACAGCAAGAUGCCCCCAAGGCAAAAGGGGGUCAAGGCAAGGCGAGGAAGCCCAAGGUGACCCCAGGAGCCGGCCAGGGGGAAGCUAGGCCACGGAAUGCAGCCCUUGCCCCAACAGGCAGGAAGGCCUUGUAG